This is a messenger RNA of Rangifer tarandus platyrhynchus (Svalbard reindeer), 1905 nucleotides long. NCBI's taxonomy places the organism in Eukaryota, Metazoa, Chordata, Mammalia, Artiodactyla, Cervidae. The record is from the annotation of a GenBank genome assembly.
AUGAUUGCACUCAGGCAAGCAGCUUACUUCACUUGCUUGUUUGCUACAGUUUCCUGUGGAUGCUUGACUCAACUAUAUAGCAACACCUUCUUCAGAGGUGGGGAUGUAUCUGCCAUGUACACCCCAGAUGCCCAGUACUGUCAGAUGAUGUGCACCUUCCAUCCGAGGUGCUUGCUAUUUAGCUUUCUUCCUGAAAAUUCAACCAGUGAUGCAGACAAAAGGUUUGGUUGCUUCUUGAAGGACAGUGUUACAGGAACCCUGCCGAGAGUGUCACGGACAGGUGCAAUUUCGGGACAUUCCUUAAAGCGAUGUGGUCAUCAAAUUAGUGCUUGCCACCAAAGCAUUUAUAAAGGAAUUGAUAUGAGAGGAGUCAAUUUCAAUGUAUCUAAGGUGAAAAGUGCUGAAGAAUGCCAAGAAAGGUGCACCAACAACAUUCACUGCCAGUUUUUCACAUAUGCCACAAAAACCUUCUUCAAUGCAGAGUACCGGAACAACUGCCUAUUAAAACACAGCCCACAGGGGACACCUGUGCGUAUAAAGGUGCUGACUGACGUGGAGUCGGGAUUCUCGCUGAAGGCGUGUGGAAACUCGAAAAUUGGCUGCCGCAUGGACAUUUUCCAACAUCGUGCAUUUUCAGAUGUGGAUGUUGCCAGAAUUAUCACACCAGAUGCUUUUGUGUGUCGAACCAUCUGUACCUAUCACCCCGGCUGCCUUUUCUUUACAUUCUAUACAAAUGCAUGGAAGAAUGACUCACAGAGAAAUGUUUGUUUCCUUAAGACUUCCCAAAGUGGGAGCCCGAGUUCCCCUACUCCUCAGGAAAAUGCCAUCUCUGGAUACAGCCUUUUAACCUGCAAACAAACUCUGCCUGAGCCCUGCCACUCCAAAAUUUACCCGCAAGUUGCUUUUGAAGGAGAAGAGCUGCAUGUGACCUUCGUUAAAGGAGUGGAUGAUUGCCAAGAGACUUGUACAAAGAUGAUACGCUGUCAGUUUUUUACUUAUUCUUUAUUCCCAGAAGACUGUAGAGGAGAAAAGUGUAAGUGUUCCUUACGCUUGUCUUUGGAUGGCUCCCCAACUAACAUUACUUAUGGGACACAAGCAAGCUCUGGUUAUUCUCUGAGGUUGUGUAAACGUGGGGACAGCCGUGUCUGUACAGCAAAAAGGACACGCAUUGUUGGAGGAACAGAUGCUUCUUGGGGGGAGUGGCCCUGGCAGGUCAGCCUGCAAGUGAAGCUGAGAGCUCAGAGCCACCUGUGUGGAGGAUCAAUCAUUGGACGCCAGUGGGUCUUAACUGCUGCCCAUUGUUUCGACGGGCUUCUCUUGUCAAAUAUUUGGCGCAUUUAUGGUGGCAUUUUAAAUCUGUCAGAGAUAACGACAGAGACAUCUUUCUCACAAAUCAAAGAGAUCAUUGUCCACCCAAAUUAUAAAGUCUCAGAAGGCAGUCAUGACAUUGCCAUAAUAAAACUUGAGGCUCCUUUGAAUUUUACUGAUUUGCAAAAAGCAAUAUGCCUACCUUCCAAAGAUGAUACAAAACCUGUUUACACUGACUGUUGGAUAACUGGAUGGGGCUUCACAGAGGAAAAAGGUAAAAUCCAAAAUACCCUACAAAAGGCAAAUAUUCCUUUGAUAUCAAAUGAAGAAUGCCAGAAAAGUUACAGAGAUUAUAAAAUAACCAAACAGAUGAUCUGUGCUGGCUAUAAAGAAGGAGGAAAAGAUGCUUGCAAGGGUGAUUCAGGCGGUCCCUUGGUUUGUCAACACGAAGAAACAUGGCAUUUGGUGGGCAUCACUAGUUGGGGUGAAGGCUGUGCCCGCAGGGAACAACCAGGAGUCUACACCAAAGUUGCUGAGUACGUGGACUGGAUUUUAGAGAAAACCCAGGACAGCCAUGACCAGCCUUUGAGGAAGUAG